UGCCUUGCAUCGCUGCUCCUCAGCUGAUAGCUGGGCGGACCAGUCUGGGAAGAGCGAGUCUCGUAUGCACACACAGUAGCGCAGGGCCCUCGCUACAGACCAGCGAUCCGCGCCAUCUAGGAAUCCACUGGAACACCUGCUGCUCGUCUUGUGAAGACCAGGCCACCAAAGGUUCUUUUCAAUUUAACUAGAACCUAAGCUGUUACUGAGCUGAAUAGAAUACAAACGGCACAGUAAGACAAGUGGGCAUUGAGCUUGAGAGACGACGCUUAGCAAUCUGCGAAGGCACGGUUUAUCGCAGACGCCCCGACGAUGCCUAGCGCCGUGCGCUGGGCGCUGCUCCACCGGCAGGUGUCGGCGCUGUCCGCCCCCGCCCCCGCCGCCGCCUCCGGCGCCGCCCCCGCCAGGAGGCGCUUCUGCAUCAUCACGCCGACGCCGCCCCUGCCGCGCGCGGCGCCGCCCCCGCGGCCCACGGCGCUGCUGGAGCUGCACCGCUCGCUGGGAGCGCGCCUCGUCGACUUCGCGGGGUUCCUGCUGCCCGUCUCGUACCGCGACCACCCGGACCCCGCCGCCCACCUGCACACCAGGCGUCACUGCUCGCUGUUCGAUGUCUCCCACAUGAUGCAGACCGAGGUGCGCGGUAGAGACCGUGUGGCGCUGGUGGAGCGCCUGACGCCGGCCGACGUGCAGUCGCUGCCCGACAACGCGGCCGCGCUGUCCGUCUUCACCCACCCACACACUGGGGGCGUCCUGGACGACUUGGUCGUCACGAAGACGGCCCUGGGGUACCUGCACCUCGUCUCCAACGCCGCCCGCCGCAACCAUGACCAGCAGCUGCUCAGGGACGCAGAGGCGGAGCUGCGCGCGGCUGGUCUGGACGUGGAGGUGCGGUUCCUGGAGCCCUCGGAGAUGUCGCUGCUAGCGCUGCAGGGCCCGGAGUCGGCGGCGGCGCUGCAGCCCUGUGUGGACGUGGACCUGUCGGCGCUGGGGUUCAUGCGCUCCACACUGGCCACGGUGUGUGGCGUGCCCCGGGUGAGGGUGACUCGCUGCGGCUACACCGGGGAGGACGGCUUCGAGCUUUCCGUGCCCUCCACCUCCGCCGCCCAGGUGGCUCAGAAGCUGCUGGCGUCCAGGAAGGUCCCCGUCAGACCGGCGGGGCUCGGCGCCAGGGACUCGCUCAGACUGGAAGCUGGACUCUGCCUGUACGGGUCCGACCUAGAUGAGACGACGACGCCUGUGGAAGCUGGACUCUCAUGGCUGAUUGCUAAGAGACGGCGAGCUUCGGCGGACUUCCCCGGCGCCGGCGUGAUCCUGGAGCAUCUGCGCACUGGGCCCCCGAGGAGGCGCGUGGGGCUACGUUGGGAGGCUGGGCCGCCAGCCCGUGCGGGGGCGGUGGUGGUGGCCGCCCUCAGCGACGCCGCCCCAGCGCAGGUGGGCCGCGUCACCAGCGGCUGCCCGUCGCCCUCGCUGGGCGGCAGCGUCGCCCUCGCCUAUGUGGACUCGCAGUACUCGAGGCCCGGCACCUCACUCGCUGUCCAGGUGCGCGGCCGCGACGUACCCGUAGAGGUGUGCCGGCUGCCAUUCGUGCCGCACCGCUUCUACAAGAAGGACCAGCAGUAGAGUGUUCCCACCACCUGGAGUCUCAAACAGCUACGCUUUCUUGACACCAACCCUCAAGACAUUUCUAGAUCCAUUACCCCAGUCACCAUCAGCCAAUGAAUCUCACAAUCUUUGGAUGUGCAAUCAUCCAAUAACUGCUAUGGCUAACACGAGGACCCCCCUAUGGUUGUCAAACGUUCCAGCCAGCUACGAGUCUUUCUAGUAGUGGGACUGAAGACGUUUCUGUACCCAUCACCUCAGCAACCAUCAAUCAAUAAAUGUCCCAGUGUUUUGACAAGUAACACCUAAGCAGUCACCAGUAAAUCCACUGUUCAACAGCUGAACUCUCUUCUGGUUGCCUGGCAUCUCAAGCUGCUAUAUUCUGCCACCACAGCUGAAGACACUUCUACAUCCACCUGCUAAGACAUGAUCACCCAAUGAGUCUCUUAGUCUUUUAACAAGCAGCAACUCAGUAAUCACCCAGUAACUUCAGUCCUCAACACCAGGACCCUGCUCUGGUUGCCUGGUGUUCCAACCAUCCAAUAUCUGGUGUGAAGAAGUUUCUGUAUCCAUCAUGUCAGCUAUCAACAGUCAGUAAACCUCUCAGUCGUUAGACAAGUAGCAGCUCGACAGUAACCAGUAAAUGCAGUGGUCAGUAGCUGAAUGCUCUUCUUGCUGCCAGGCAUCUCAGCUAGCUAUAUUCUGGCGCCAGGGCUGAAAACGUUUGUAUGUCCACCUGCUAAAUCAUCAGCCAAUGUAUCGCUCACUGUUUUGACACACAUCAUCUAAGCAUUCAUCAGUAAAUCCACUGUUCAACAGCUGAACUCUAUUCUAGCUGCCUGGCAUCUCAAGCUGCUAUAUUCUGGCACCACAGCUGAAGAUGUUUCUACGUCCACCUACUAAAUCAUCAUCAGCCAAUGUAUCACUCACUGUUUUGACACACAUCACCUUAGCAGUCUCCAGUAACUACAACGGUCAACAUUUGUAUCAGCUUGUGGAGCAUUGUGUCUCAACGAGCUUGAACAUCUGUUGCUUUCUGAUUCCUAGACGGAUGGUGAUCCUACAUCCAUCAGUUAAUGAACCUCCCACAGCUUUGACAAGCAUUGACUCAGUAAUCACCAAUAGCUACAACUAACGAUCUUUUCUGAAGCAUGACCUCAACCAUUAGUAUUCGUUAAAUGUAUUGAUGUCUUUUCAGUCAGUUUUAUCUUAGCCAUCAUCUUCUCGCAACCCUACAUGUUGGCUAAGUAUGUCGCUUGAUGAAACUUGGGGUUGAAUUCUACCACUUGGACUGACAAUGUCUCUACAGCUUAAUUCUGGCACCAGGGAUGAAUACGUUUCUACAUCCAACUGCUAAGUCAUCAUUACCCAAUGAAUUGCUCACUGUUUGAACACACAUCACCUUAGGAGUCUCCAGUAACUGCAAUGGUCAACAUUUGGACCAGCUUCUACUCCAGUGCCUCUCAACCAGCUCCGAUAUCAGCUGUUUUGUGAUUCCUGAACCGGUCGUGACUCUACAUUCAUCAGCUCAGAUAUCUUCAGUUAACGAAUCUUCCACUGCUUUGUCAAGCAUAACCUCAGCAAUUACCAGUAGCUAUAGCUAAUGAUGUUUCCUGAAGUAUCAUUUCAAACAGUACUAUUAGUUGAAUGUAUUGAUGGUUUCUCAAAGAGUUUUACCUUAGUCACCAGCUUCUCACAACCCUAGAUAUGGACCAGGUACAUCUUUUGAUGAAACUUGGUACUGAAUUCUACCACUGCAGCUGACGAUGUCUCUACACCUGUCAGUUCGUCAAUCAGAAGAUAUUACUAUAGCAUUAUCUCAUGAAACACCAAUGAAGUGGAGGAGCAAUUCACUCAUAAUAACGCUUAUAUAUAUCAGAUUUCACAGUGCAGGUAUCAUUGAAAUGGAAUUCAAACUGAGUUCUCACAUAGGGUGCUGUACUCAUCUAAUUAAGCUAUUUCGAUACCAGUACAAAUGUUUCAUCAAAAACUGUAUGUCCCCCCAGCCUUUCUUGUUUCUUCAUUAUUUAAUAUUUCAGUGUCAUCUUUAACUGCACUAUUUCAUACUUCAACUCUCUAACUAAUUCAGAAUAUCUUUGUCUGGCUUCAUGUCUCUGACUACUGAUUUCCUUCUUUCCCUCGUUAUUUGUUGUCCAUAUAUGUGCUGAUGGAAUUACUCCUUCAAUAUGUGAAACCAAAAAAAUAUUUAAGAAGACAUUUAUCAUUUGUACUGUUUCUCUUUAUAAUCAGAUUCAUCUUUACAUCAAGCUACAUAGUAAUUCUAACUAGAUACUUUUCACUUCUCUUAUUGUCUUUUGUUGUGGAGAUUUUCUUCUAAUUUGAUCUUUAGGCUGACUAUUUUCCUUAAUCUGCACUUCUGCGUAGCAUUUCUUCUACCUCUUUUUCCGUUUCUUUCAGGGUGACACCACCGUAAUUGCUACCUUCAUAGUUCUACAUUACUAUUACAAAUCUACCUCCAUUUCUUUUCCACAACAGGUCUUCAAUGGUAGUGGUAAUAUAAGCACCUGUCCUUUGGACCAUUUUGUCUUUUUGUCCGUGUGCACAUAUUAUUACCACAUUUAAUUUUCUAACAGUGUUUCCAUGUACAGUACAGUAGGUCUGAGUUACAAGGUUGAGUUCUUUAAGUCUCUCUUCCGUUGCUAACGCAACUGUCAUAAUUUCCCUGCAAUAUCAUUCCUUUUACUGAGAUCAAAUACAUCGUCUCAUAAAAUAUUUUAAGCUUUUCCCUGUGCUCCUUACUUCAGUCAGAGAUUUACAAGCGUAAGACGCCUAACGAAACCUGCAGUGCAAGACUACACAUGGCAACAAACCUUUUGUACCUUUACUUAAAUACAGCGCUUUCUCUCGAAAGCUAUGUGAUCAAAUACUUCAAAGAAAGAUAGAGCCAUUUUACAUUUUUCGCAGUUACAUACAGUGACUGACUUUUUUUCAUAAGUCCACCUGGGUUUUCUGCUUUGAAUCAUUGAAAUUGCAGAACUCUGCAAUCACAGCUGUUCGUUUACAUUUUCAAAAGCACCGUAAUUUCUAUGAUGCCGUGUGACUGUACUAUUCUGUGAAUGUUGGAAGGUGAAGGGAAUCCUAAUAAGUUGCGAAACCCAAUAUUGUAUGUGCUUGCCACAAUUAGGUAUCACACGUGGAAAGGUGCAUCUGGAAGAAUAUGCAGACGGUAUCUCAAAACAGGACAAUGUUAAUGGGACAAUCUGAAAACGAUACGUCACGAAAAAUGUGUGAUGACUGGUAUUUACUCUGUGUUAUUUGCCAGAAUUCUAUUUUUUAUAUCAUUGUAAUUUUGCUCAAAAAGAAAUAAAGGUAGCAGCAUAAUAGAAGUCAAACACAA
Messenger RNA from Schistocerca gregaria, 4957 nucleotides. RefSeq names its product aminomethyltransferase, mitochondrial. Bases 313 to 1620 code for a protein of 435 amino acids. Gene Ontology annotation, molecular function: aminomethyltransferase activity; protein binding. Gene Ontology annotation, cellular component: mitochondrion. NCBI's taxonomy places the organism in Eukaryota, Metazoa, Arthropoda, Insecta, Orthoptera, Acrididae. The transcript has 7 exons. Gene Ontology annotation, biological process: glycine catabolic process. The record is from RefSeq and is a predicted model, not a curated record.